AUGUUAGAAUUUUCAAAAAUUGCUAAAAGAUGUAACGGCACACCAUUAAAUAACAGAAGAGAUUGUUAUUCAAUGGAUAAUGGAUUCAAUGUUAUUCCUGAUAACAUGGCCCAAUGUGACAACGAAAUUUUCGACGCAGAUGCAACCAGUUUAGUGGCAGUAAAGCAGAGGAUGAAUGAAACAAAGGAAAUUUUAAGUGAUUUCAAGAACAGAAGAGAGCCAGGAAAAAAGAGGAAUGAAUACAUCAAACAGUUGAUAACGGAUCUCUGUUUUUGCUACGGCUACAAUGAAUUUCUCAUGAUCAAGUUGUUUGAUUUGGUCCUAGAUGAAAUUGUUUAAUAUCUCGAGGCAGCUAACAUGCCCAGGCCAGAAGCCACCAGAACCAACACUCUAAAAACAAAGAGAAGAGAUUUUAUUAAAGCUUUGAUCAACAGAGGUGUUGAUGACAGGAUUUCAUCGAGGUCUCCUCGAAAAAAAUAUGAGAAAAAACACUAAUGGUAUCUAUGACGAUGAUGAUGACGACAAUAGACACGACACUUCUGAUGUUGCUGUCAUCAUCAACAACGAUAAUGACUAAUGACGACGAUGAUGGUAAAGUCAUUGCUGAUAAUAAUAAUAUGUACAAUGAUGGUAAUAAUUACCGCAACCGUAUUAAUAAUGAUAAUAGUUAUGGUAAUAAUAAGGAUAGUAAUAGUGAUAAUGGUGUUUGCAACUUUAACUUGUGUGAUGAAAGGCAAAGUUAAUCGACAAAUACGUCGGAGAAAGUGAGAGAAACAUAGGAUCCUUGUUUCAAAAAGAGCAAAAGAAUGCUCACCCUUUUUGGAUAUUUUUGAUGAAAUUAAUUCAAUCAGUGGCGGUGAAACGAAAGGAGUACGAUAACUACUGACCGUGUUAGAUGGUGUGUUUGUGAUAGUCGCAACUAUUUGAUCCUGCCUUUUAAGGGGUAACCUUCUUUACAUUGGUCUUCCGUCAGCUGAAGGCAGGCUGGAGAUUCUGCGGAGUAUUACGAAAAAUGGAACAAUACCAAAAAUGGCGAGUGACGUUUGUUUGGAAGUCGUAGCAAAUGAUGAAUAGAUGAAAUGGAUUGACUGUGGCUGAUCUUUCUGAAUCGGUAGAUUUGGCGACGAUAUCUACCUGUAAGUCAAAUUAUUUUGACAAUGUUGUCGAAAUAAUCGUGACAUGAAAAGAUUUUAAAAAUGCUCUUUCUCAAAUUCGACCUUCUCUUUCUUCGGGCGAUUUAGAAAGUUACGAAAAUGUAGCCCGACAAUUUAACUUAAAAAAUUUUAGACAAUAAACAAUAAUUUUAUAAUUUUGUUAAAAAUUUUAUUCUAAUGUGGUUAAUUUAAAAAACAUAGCUGUGGCGAUGAUUUUAUUUCAAAGUUGUUUAAAGAUUUCUUGAACUUUUGCCUUUAUUUAAAUCUGGGGUUCGUCCUGUUAACGGUUACCGUCCUAUGUUUAGUAUUUUCUAGUAUAUCUAAAUUAAUUGAAAAGUUUAUUUUAAAUUGCCUCAAUGAAUUUUAUAAUUUUUGUCAUGUAAUCUGUUUUAACCAGUAUAGUUUUUGCGAUGAAUUGUCAACUGAGUUGGCUGUUAUUAUGUUUUUAAUUAUAUGUAUCUUUCACAGUUGAAUCAAAAAAUACGCCGUAGCUGUUUUUCUUGAUCUUUGUCAAGUUUUCGAUUCUUUAGAUCAUAUUUUUAUGUGCGACUUAUAUUCCUUCGGUAUUCGUGGUUUGGCCUAUAAAUGGUUUUCUUUUCACCUUUAUAAUUAAUUUCAAUAUGUCUAUAUUAAUGAUUCUAAAUCUCAGUUGUCUCCUAUUAAAUCUGGCGUUCCCCAGAGUUCUAUUCUAGGAUUUUUACUUUUCAAUAUAUAUAAAAAUGUUUUAAUUAAUUCAUCUAAUAUUUUAAAGUUUCAUCUGUUUGCUGAUGACACUACUCUUUUUACCCCCAUUCUGAUAUCAAUAUUUUAGUCAAUGUCAUCAAUGAUGUAAUUGUGUUUUUUUUUUUCAAGGAUUGGGUGGUAUCUAAUACUGUCUGGGGUUCGACUCCUGUACCUCAUCUUCAUAUUUUGACCCUAGCUCAGAUUUUUUCUUCGUAUUCUGUUCAAAUUACAUAAAUUUGAUCAUAUUACAUAAAUUUGAUUAUUUACAUCGUAUUCUUAUAUAGCAAAUAUUAAUAUAAACCAAUUGUGCACAUGCUAUU
Helobdella robusta is the source of this 2197-nucleotide messenger RNA. RefSeq lists its product as hypothetical. The coding region runs from base 1 to 339 and encodes 112 amino acids. The transcript has 4 exons. The record is from RefSeq and is a predicted model, not a curated record. NCBI's taxonomy places the organism in Eukaryota, Metazoa, Annelida, Clitellata, Rhynchobdellida, Glossiphoniidae.